UCUUCUUUUCUGACCAUUGGGUAGAAGGGCCAUCAAUCAGUGGGUGACUGGAGCUGCACGGGAAGGCGAGAGAGUCCUUAGCAACGGCUAUUGCCGUGAAGUGUUGAGUAGCGAGCUGGGCGGUUGAAGCCGGGAGGUCCCGGCUGACGGCGCCGGUUGGGGACAUGGCAUCCAGCUACCGCACAAUUUCAGACCAAUGGAAGAAAAGAGCAGCAAAAAUUGAAUUGAAUGAAACCCAAAAGCAAGAAAUUAAAGAGGCCUUUGAUUUAUUUGAUGUUGAUGGGUCUGGAACCAUAGAUGUGAAAGAAUUGAAGAUUGCAAUGCAGGCCUUAGGAUUUGAACCAAAGAAAGAAGAAAUUAAAAAAAUGAUAGCUGAAAUCGACAAAGAAGGAGUUGGCACCAUUAGUUUUGAAGAUUUUUUUGCCAUAAUGAGUGUAAAAAUGAGUGAAAAAGAUGACAAAGAAGAAAUACUGAAGGCUUUCAAAUUAUUUGAUGAUGAUGACACUGGAAGCAUAUCACUAAACAAUAUCAAGAGGGUUGCUAAGGAACUGGGGGAAAAUUUAACAGAUGAUGAACUUCAGGAAAUGCUUGAUGAAGCUGAUCAUGAUGGGGAUGGAGAAAUAAAUGAGGAAGAAUUUUUGAGAAUGAUGAAAAAGACCACUCUUUAUUAAUACCGUGUUUUGUUCCUUCUAAAAAGUUGCUAACAAAUUUUGUGUUUGUUCUAGUUCCAUAAUAUUUGAAUGUACUCAUUUUCAGUUUUUAGUUUAUAUGCACAAACUGGUCUCUUAAUGUCUAAUCUAUGUGAGAAAUUACAUAUUUCUACCAAUAUGUUGUUAAAUAUAUAGCAUCAAGAAACAAAGGAAAUGUAACGACUUUCUUGAACCAUGAAUCCAAGAACAGUAUUAAUUUCAACUGCCUUUUUUAGAGCUCUAGGGUCCAAAAACUUAGAUUUUUUUUUUUACUUAAGGAAAUUGGCCCCACAUCAAAUGAAUCUGGCAAGAAAGCAAGCCAUUACUUUCCCUAUUGUUUUCCUUUUGUGCAACUUUAAAAACUGAUGAAUAUUUGCUUUUUAACAAAUUAUUCAGAUAUGUAAAGUAUUAAAACUGUUUGGCAACU
Messenger RNA from Camelus dromedarius (Arabian camel), 1116 nucleotides. RefSeq names its product centrin-4. The record is from RefSeq and is a predicted model, not a curated record. The transcript is spliced from 5 exons. Gene Ontology annotation, biological process: centriole replication; mitotic cell cycle. The coding region runs from base 165 to 671 and encodes 168 amino acids. Gene Ontology annotation, molecular function: calcium ion binding. Gene Ontology annotation, cellular component: centriole; centrosome. Lineage: Eukaryota; Metazoa; Chordata; Mammalia; Artiodactyla; Camelidae.